Molecule: messenger RNA, 405 nt
Organism: Laccaria bicolor S238N-H82
Lineage: Eukaryota; Fungi; Basidiomycota; Agaricomycetes; Agaricales; Hydnangiaceae
Gene: MISSP13.7
Product: ectomycorrhiza-regulated small secreted protein
Exons: 3
Coding region: 1-405 (134 amino acids)
Source: RefSeq, a predicted model, not a curated record
AUGAGGUGCACAUGCUUGAUGACAAUUUUCAUGUUGGCAUUGGGUGCCUUUGCUCAGGAUGGCACCUCGACCGGUACCGAUGGCAGCCUCACCAACCUGCCCGUCCCAACAACUUCAACGACUCUCCCAGACGCCACCACUGCCACGGACGUCACUAGCAUUACGACCACAUCAGUGCCAACAAUAUCGUCGACAUCCACGACACCCUCCACAACCACACCCGCCAAUUCAGCAACAACAACAGCCCCCACGUCCCUUGUAACAUCAUAUGCAAGGACACCUGCACCAGUGACCACAUUCAGAGCACCCCCACUCCCUAAUGGUAAUGCUGCCUUCCGACUUGCUCUGAGCAAUCAUGACACCAUUACGCAAACCAGCAUUGGAUUCGGACACGGACAUAUGUAA